This is a messenger RNA of Pollicipes pollicipes, 3832 nucleotides long. RefSeq names its product thyrotroph embryonic factor. Lineage: Eukaryota; Metazoa; Arthropoda; Thecostraca; Pollicipedomorpha; Pollicipedidae. Gene Ontology annotation, cellular component: nucleus. The transcript is spliced from 7 exons. Gene Ontology annotation, molecular function: RNA polymerase II cis-regulatory region sequence-specific DNA binding; DNA-binding transcription factor activity, RNA polymerase II-specific. Gene Ontology annotation, biological process: regulation of transcription by RNA polymerase II. The coding region runs from base 38 to 874 and encodes 278 amino acids. The record is from RefSeq and is a predicted model, not a curated record.
GAUGGCGUCUUGAGCGGGCGCGCGCGCCGCCGCAGCCAUGGACGUCCGCCGGCACCCGCGCUGCCUGCUGGGUGCGCCGCACCCCUACCAGCCUCCGCCGUGGCCCUACUGGUACCCGGCGCCGCCGCCACCACCCGCACCCGUCUUCAGAGAUAACAAGGAUAAGAAGGAUGACGACCCGUGGGCGAGUCUGGACGCGCAGGCUGCGUUCCUCGGCCCGAACCUGUGGGGUGCCCCGCAGGACCAGGACCUUAAGCUGGAGUAUGCCGACCUGGAGGAGUUCCUGAACGAGAACGAGGCAUCGCUGCGGCCGCGGCCCAGCCCGCCGCUGCCGCUGCCAGGGGGUGGGCCGCAGGGCGCGGCGCUCUCCCCGCUGCAGCAGCAGGCGUGUCCGCCGCCGCCGCCGCCGCCGCGUGAGCUGCACGAACGCAGCUCGUCGGCCGAGGCUCCGGCGGAGCCCUAUCACGGCGGUGGCGGUCAGGAGCGGUCCGCCGCUGAGUCGGCGGUCAAGGUCAAGGUCGAGUUCCAGGUGUCGCCCACCGACCUGGCGCUGGCCACCAUGCCCGGCGUCGAGUUUGACCCACAGACGCACCAGUUCUCCGACGAGGAGCUCAAGCCGCAACCCAUGUGCAAAAAGUCCAAGAAACAGGUCGUGCCCGAGGAGCGUAAGGACCAGAAGUACUGGACACGCCGCCAGCGGAACAACACGGCGGCCAAGCGGUCGCGCGACGCCCGGCGGCUCAAGGAAAACCAGAUCGUGCUGCGUGCCAACUUCCUCGAGAAGGAGAACGCCGCUCUGCGCGAGGCCAUGGAGGAGCUGACCAAAAAGAACAAGGAGCUGCAGUCGCGCCUGGAUUCGUGCCAGUGCCGCUAGGCGGCGCUGGCGGCACCGCGUCUUGCGCGCUCGCCAGGGGCUGCGACGCGCGCCGUCUCCGGCGUCAUUCACAUGACCGCCUGCUCCCGCCCGCUUCAUGGCGGCUGCGGCUGCCUGUGUCGCGACUUCCCCGCGUCCUAAGCCGAGCGACCCUUCCUGAUUCCAGACGGCCUGGACUGUCCGCUGCUCCAUAAUCUCGCCUCUCCUGUGCCGGUCGCCACGGGUCGCAAAGCCUAUCUUCUGUUGCUGCGUCUGAUAUAUGUUGCAGUCAGCUUCGCACCAAACCGAUUGCAGUCCUGCUCGAGAUCCCGCCCCCUUCCCUCCACCCAUCCCUCUCUCUCUCUCUCUCUCUCUCUCUCUCUCUCCACCCACUCCGGAUCGUCUCCGGCUUCCAUGUCCUGCAGGCCUGCCUGUCAGUCCACGUACCCCUCCCCAUUCCAGAGCCGGCGCUGCCUGCCUGAUCCGCCGACGUCUGGAGCGUCGGCUGCCCGGCCCGCGGCGCCCGAGACAUGUCUUGUCCGCGGACGGUGCCGGACGCUGGUGUUCGCGCCGCGUCUGAUCCGCGUCUGUCUGUCUGGGGGCGCGGGCAUGCGUCACCCACCUCGGCCGCCGCCGGCCGGUCCGUACAGGCUCACGCGGACAGCGCGUGUCUUGGCGACCGGGUGACUCCUUGCGCCCGUCGACACGCUCCAACGAGAGGAAGGCGUCGCGGCGGCGGUGGGGUUGAUGUCUGUCCGCGGCGGUGCGCAGUCGGCCGCUCGCGGGCCGCAGGAGGGCGGCGGCGGCCACUGCCGCUUCCGAAUGCCAACCUUGAACUUCAGCUCAUCGGAGACGUGGCGCUGCCUGCUUGCUUACUGCAUGGUACUGUCGGUGUGUUGCUGCCUGGCAAAGCUUCGCCGUCGUAAUCAUGUGUAGUGCUUUCCAAACGUACCUGUCACGUGUAGAUUGGAUAUGAAACUGGAAAAUGAAGACGUGGAUAUGAAAGUGAUGAAUGGCUGUCGCAUGCGCCCCGGAAAGUAAUUAGCUCAUCGCGGCGAUAUAUGUGCUCGGUGUUGUUUUAGGUGGGCAAUGCAUUGGAUUUGUUCCCCCUGGGAUGUUCGGUGGUGAUCUAUUUUUGAGGCCGGGAUCAGCUAGGGAUAUAAGUGCUGUGGGAUGGCGGAAGACAGGUCCAACUUCAAGUUAACAGCGGUAAAUUAUAGGUCAAGAAUUAAUGAUUAUGGUGUGCCCCAGAAAGAAUACCCCCUCUUUCCUAAUGUGAAAACGAUGUUUUAUGUGAUACCUGAGCGAUAUGAUAUAUGACAGGUUGUUGGCGGUAGCGUGGUUAGGAUUUGCGCAAGGGGGAGAGUCACCCAAUAUUGCAGUUCUCGGUAAAGCACAAAAAUGACGGCUCCCAGCUAUUGUUUUCAACAUUUAAGUACUUAUCUACUGACGUAAUAAUGUUUGGUAUCAAAAGCUUCUAAGUAUGUCAAUGAAGGAUUACGUUCCUUGAGCUGGGAUUGUGUGAAGUAUCUCUCCGCAUUUCAAUGUUUGGGCUGCAGUAAGGCUGUCUUGUUGCAGUUGAAUGAUAUUGCUGAUCUGACGUGGGCACGGGAAGGCUGGUUCUGCGGACCUAAGCAAGAAUUCGUUAUUCUGAUAACGAAAUGAAAACUUGGUCCCUCGGGACAGCUUUUCCGUGCUUGCCUCGAAUGAGCAAUAUCGUUUAAUUUCGAAAUGGCUGCUCAAACGCUGUUCUCACGACUACAGUACGCCGAGAAAAGAUUACGCGCAGUGGCUAAGCCAAGGGUGCAUUCUAUGGAAAUCCAGGUGCACGGGUUCCAAGUAUCUUACAUAACCCCGAUAUUUUUAAUGACGGCAAGAAAAAUUGAAAUGAAGUCCCCAAUGUUCCAUAUUGGGAUGAUGUCACAAAAGAACUAUCACAACAUAGGGGGGAGAUUAAGGAGCUAACGUUUUAUUUUCCCGCAAAUUUUCUCAAUGGAUAACCUCUGACUCGUCCCCUCACUCCUCAGUCUAUGUAGGUGGUGUUAAGAUUGUCUCGAGGAGAGCUAGACGGUAUUCAAAAGUCACAGCACUCUAUUCCUCAGUGUCGAGGUGUAACUCCAGCUCUGUUAUGUGUGCUGAACACGCCCGAGGCCUGCGGCUGGUGAACAUCUGUACUGCCACCUAGAAUUCAUUGUCAUGUGGCAUUACCUGCUGACGCCUCUGGUCGUGUGUUGCUCUCACCCCACCCUACCCACACCCACACCCACGGGUCGGACAGGGGUGGGCGGUUGAUCGAGACUAGCGGUGCCGUCUUGGUGCAUCCCAUCAAAUCAAAAUGCUAUUUUGCUACCGGUUUCGUAAAGGACUGAAUCGUGCGCCGGAAAAUUCGCCGGCGCGAGGGCUUGCUCAACACGUAGGUAGCGUUGGUACGUUUAUACGGACUGGGCAGACGGCUGAACGGCGGGCGAGAUAGCGGCUAUUCGGUAGUGUAGCGGCGCCGCGGUCGGCGCGACCCGGCGGUGGUGACGGUCGGCGGGCUCAUCGCACGGUCACGGGUGCCAGGCUGUGGGGCGCGCGUAGACGUAGCUGGGAACGGAGGCCCGCCGUCGGCAGCAGCACCGUGGCAGCUGCCCGGCGGGGUGUGGGAUGCACGGGUCGCGCUGGGGCGCGGCUGCGCAGCCCGCCCUUCGCGCGAAGGGCGGGCUGCGCAGCACCGAAGCUUCGGACGAAAUUGGCCGCGUGCUGCAAGAGUGGGUGGCGUUCAAGGACGGCGUGGUUCCGAACCAAAUUGCCGUGUGGGUUGUUGGUGUGCGGCGGCCGACACGGGAGUUGAUGUGGGUUGUUGGUGUGCGGCGGCCGACGCGGGGAGUUGAUGUGCGUCACCUGUGACGGGACGAGCACCCGGAGAUCGAUGUCAUAUCUAACACUACAUCAAUGGAGUGAAAUAAACGACUGUGGCAGCUGCUGAGUUUCAUCGGA